Python bivittatus (Burmese python) is the source of this 989-nucleotide messenger RNA. The record is from RefSeq and is a predicted model, not a curated record. NCBI's taxonomy places the organism in Eukaryota, Metazoa, Chordata, Lepidosauria, Squamata, Pythonidae.
UUAGUUGGGAAGAGGCUGCCAUGGCAUCUGCAGGUCUUGUCAAUGAAUUUAGAAAUGAAGAAAUUACUUGUUCCCUCUGCCAGGACUAUUUCAAAGAUCCGGUCAUUAUUGUGGAAUGUGGGCACAGCUUCUGCCAAGGUUGCCUCGGCCAAUAUUACAUGGAGUUUGGCAACAUUAUUUCUUGCCCUCAGUGUAGAAAACUAAUUCUGGAAAGGAAUUUCAGGCCAAAUCGGAAACUGGAUAAAGAUGUAGAAGAAGCCAUAAACCAACAUGAGAGAAAAAGAGAAAAAAUGGAGAAGGGAUUGAGUGAAAGGCAUCAGGAGCCUUUGAAGCUCUUCUGCAAACAAGAAAAGGUUUUCUGCUGUGCACACUGUGAGAUGUCCAAGAAGCAUGAAGAUUACAAGAUGGCUCCAGCUGAGGUUGCUCUUCAGGACUAUGAGGGAAGCCAGGCACAAAAAGAGCUGUGUUCCAUGGAUGAGGCUACAUUACCGGAACAAGAUAUUAUCUGCUCUAUUUGCCAAGAAGAUCUGAGUGAACCUGUGACUGUGGCCUGUGGCCAUAAUUUCUGUCAGGACUGCCUCAAAAACUAUUGUGAUGAAAGAGAAGACCUGCAUGAAGAGUUGGGGGAACUAAAUUGUCCUAUCUGUAGAGUUAAGAUCAAAAAAGGGGAUUACCAGCCCAACUGCCUGCUGGCAAAGUUCGUAGAAAACAAUAAAAAAUACAAAUUAAAUCAAAGGGGAAGGACUCUUUGUGCCAAACAUAACGAACCCCUUCUAUUGUUCUGCAAAGAAGAAAAGGAGCUGUUAUGUGUGAUUUGUGAACAUUUACCAGAACACAAACAUCACUGUGUAGUUCUCCUCAAACCUGCCGCCGAAGAAUACCAGAAAACAAUCCAGGAGCAUCUGCUGUUGGAGCAGAAACGACUUGAGGCCUUGAAAAGGGAAGACAAGGAAAUCAAGAGGAUUCUUGCAGAGUCAAGGGAGAUGUCA